AUGACGGGAAAAUCUGUGAAAGACAUUGACCGAUACCAAUCUGUCCUCAACUCGCUCCUGGCACUGGAAGAGAACAAAUUCUGCGCCGACUGCGAUUCCAAAGGACCGCGAUGGGCGUCUUGGAACCUGGGUGUUUUCGUCUGUAUCAGAUGUGCUGGUAUCCAUCGAAACCUGGGAGUUCACAUCUCCAAGGUCAAAUCUGUCAAUCUGGACCAGUGGACAGAGGAGCAGGUCCAGUGUGUUCAGGAGAUGGGAAAUGCCAAGGCCAAACGUCUGUACGAGGCCUUCCUCCCUGAGUGCUUCCAGCGGCCCGAGAGCGACCAGUCUGCCGAGAUCUUCAUCAGAGACAAGUACGAGAAGAAGAAAUACAUGGACAAAGUCAUCGACAUUCAGAUGCUCAGGAAAGAAAAAAGCUGUGACAAUAUACCAAAGGAACCUGUGGUGUUUGAGAAGAUGAAAUUGAAAAAAGACACCAGCCCAAAAACUGACUCUCAAGCGGUGACAGAUCUACUCGGAUUAGAUGCUCCAAGCCCGUCAGUAUCAAAUGGUCAAAUGCUCGCUUCAGACCGUUUUGAGAGUCCAGCCUUAAACCAUGCAGGGUUAGACCUGUUUGGCUCUUUACCGCCGUCCUCUUCCAUUAAAACCACACCCGUCUCCGGUUCUCUGCCACACAGCCGAGUGACUGCAUCAGUGCCUGAAAACCUCAGCCUGUUUUUAGAUCCGGCUCCAAAGAAAGAAGCGGUGAAAAAGCUCUCCAAGGACUCCAUCCUCUCGCUGUACGCAUCCACUCCCUCAGUGCACGCCAACAGCAUGGCCGCUCAUGGCUUGUACAUGAACCAGAUGGGAUACGCAGCCCACACCUUCGGCUCAUAUCACUCCCUGUCCCAGCACGCCUCUCUGUCGGGGGGGAUGAUGCCGUCACAGAUGCCCAUGAUGGGACAGCAGCAGACCAUGGGGCUGGGGGUACAGCAGCCGGGCCUUGUGGGGCCUCCGGGGGUCCUGCCUCACUCUAACUCGGCUCCUUCAGCAUGCAUGGGCGGGAUGGUCCCAGGUAUGGUGACGCAGCAGCACGGGGUCCUCGGACAGCAGCAGCAGGUGUAUGGACCCCAGACUCAGCAGCUGCAGUGGAACAUCGCACAGAUCACUCAGCACGUGGCAGGACUCAACGCCUACCAUUCCAACAACAUGGCGAGCUACAACAAUCAGCACAUGGGCGGCUCCGCACCUCCGAGCUCGGCACACAUGACUGCACACGUAUGGAAAUGA
This is a messenger RNA of Knipowitschia caucasica, 1266 nucleotides long. The record is from the annotation of a GenBank genome assembly. Lineage: Eukaryota; Metazoa; Chordata; Actinopteri; Gobiiformes; Gobiidae.